UUGUAUGAAAAAAGAACAAGUAAAAUCAGCCCCCGUUUGUUUUCUCUCACAAAGUCACAAGACAGUCCAGACAGGAGCCAGCAGGCAGGCACCUGUCAAGUUGACUAGCUAUUGACAAGUGGGCGGACCAAGCACAGCUCGCUUAGGUGCCUGCAAAGUAAACAAUGUUGGCCCAUUUGCGCAGGAUAUUCGUUAUGCCGACCGCGACUGAUGAUGCAGAGCCACGAAACUAAACAAGAAGCAAGUGUCCCAACUUGAGUCUAAAAACGCAGAGAAAUGCGUAGAAAAUACUACUCCCUCUGUACCGUAAUAUAGGUCGCUGGAGUAGCUAACCUAUAUUACGGAGUACUAGAGUAGUAUCCUUGCUUACCAAAAGGCAGCGUGUAUCUCCGCUCCUUAUCUGCUCUGCUCAGGUUCGGCCUCGGCGUGUCGCCUUGCUCGAAAUCACCAUCGCCCUCCACUUGGAUGCUCUUUAUACAAAACCAUGCCGCAUACACGCGUUGACCGCGACGUUGCCGGCGGCCUUCAACCAUGCACCACUUCCCUCUCUAUAUAUGCUGCUGCCUCGCCCAUCACACAUUGUAAACCGGCUUGGAUCUAUCAUGGGCCAAAGGGAUUCAUCAUCAAAUAACACAGCAGGACAAGAUGAGGCAACAAUCCAGUUACCUGUUAGGAGAGCCGCCAUGUUAUUCAUGUCAGGUCAAGUAAAUUAAACGCGGAAUUAACAUAACAGACCAUCCAUCAAGGACUUGAUCAACAACGACUGCUAGUAAGUAGUAGAUUAACACGCCCCGCCCGGUUAGGACAAGUAACUAAUCAUGGAUGACUGCUAACUACCAUGAACGCGAGGUCAACUUACCGACAGGCGAUCCCUGCCGAAAAUGUCAAAGGUGUGAACGUGGACGGCGUUGUGCCGGAUAGGGCAAUAGCAGCCAAUCCUUGACCCAUUUCUUUUUCCUUGGCCCGAGAGCGAGAGAGAGAGAGAUAUCAUCAAACAAAAAGGAGCGCCCCCGUUCCUCUCGUGCUCUUUCUUCACCAGCCCGCCCAUUCUCAUUGGCUCCCCCUUGCCAGCUUCCUCACAAAGCCAUGCAGAUGCAGCCACACCGUUGCCCGGACAGCAGGCCCCUGCCGCUCCUGCUGCUGCUCCUCCUCGCCUCCUUGGCCUCUCCGGCAAGCUCCUGCACGGAGCAGGAGAGGAGCUCCCUCCUCCGGCUCCUCGCUGGGUUCUCGCGGGACGACGGGCUCGCGGCGGCGUGGCGGAGGGACACGGACUGCUGCUCGUGGGAGGGGAUCGCCUGCGCCGGUCCCGAUGGGGCGGUCACCGAUGUUUCGCUGGCUUCUCGGGGCCUCGAGGGGUCCAUCUCGCCGUCCUCGCUUGGCAACCUCACCGGCCUCCUGCACCUCAACCUGUCGCGCAACUCGCUGUCCGGCGGCUUGCCGCUGGAGUUGGUGUCGUCGAGCAGCAUCGUCGUCCUUGACGUCAGCUUCAACCUUCUCACAGGAGGGCUGAGCGAUCUGCCACCAUCGACACCUGCGCGGCCUCUGCAGGUACUCAACAUCUCGAGCAACCUGUUUACAGGAAGGUUUCCAUCCGCUAUAUGGGAGGGGAUGAAGAGCCUGGUCGCGCUCAAUGCCAGCACCAACAGCCUUACCGGGCGGAUACCAACUGCCCCCUGUGUGAGCGCGCCAUCUUUGGCGGUGCUCGACCUCAGUUUUAACGAUUUCAGUGGAAACAUCCCUCCAGGGCUCAGUAACUGCUCCGCGCUGAAACUGUUUGGCGCUGGAUACAACAACCUCGUUGGGACUCUUCCCGACGGGCUCUUCAAAGUUACCUCGCUAGAGCACCUCUCUUUACCUAGCAAUGGUUUAGAAGGAGCUAUCAAUGGCAUCGGCAAGCUCACGAAUCUGGUCACCAUUGAUCUUGGGGGGAAUGAGCUCAGCGGCAGUAUUCCAGAGUCCAUAGGUGACCUCAAGAGAUUGGAGGAGCUGCAUUUGGAGCACAAUAACAUGUCAGGGGAGCUGCCAUCAGCUCUCAGCAACUGCACUAAUCUCGUAACAAUUGACCUCAAGAGCAACAACUUCAGUGGAGAACUUACCAAGGUCAACUUCACAGGCCUGCCCAAUCUAAAAGUUUUAGAUCUUCUCUACAACAAUUUAACAGGCACAGUUCCAGAAAGCAUAUACUCCUGCAGUAGGCUGACUGCACUACGGCUAUCCAGUAACAAUUUCCAUGGCCAGUUGUCAGAAAGAAUAGGUAAUCUGAAGUCUCUCUCGUUCCUAUCACUUGCUAAAAACAACCUUACAGAUAUCACAAGAACACUUCAGAUCCUUAGGAGCUGCAAGAGCCUCACCACCCUUCUUCUUGGAUUCAACUUCAUGCAUGAGGCCAUGCCACAGGAUGUCAAUACUGAUGGUUUUGACAAUCUCCAGGUCUUUUCCAUGAAUGAUUGUUCAUUGUCUGGAACAAUUCCUCAUUGGUUAUCAAAGCUACCCAACUUGGGGAUGCUGUUUUUACACAACAAUCACCUCACUGGGUCAAUACCUGACUGGAUCAGCAGCUUAAACUUGCUCUUCUAUCUAGACAUAACAAACAACAGGCUUGCAGGGGAAAUUCCCAGUGACUUAAUGGAGAUGCCAAUGCUAAAGUCAGACAAAACUGCACCAAAGGUCUUUGAGCUGCCUGUUUAUAAUAAGAGUCCAUAUAGGCAAUAUCUCAUGCCCAGUGCUUUUCCCAAAGUACUGAAUCUAGGGAUAAAUAACUUCACUGGCAUGAUACCUCAGAAGAUUGGUCAGUUGAAAGGACUCAUUUUCCUCAACCUGAGCUCUAACCAACUAUCUGGAGAGAUCCCAGAAGCGAUCUGCAACCUCACGAGCCUGCAGACGCUCGACUUGUCUGGUAAUCAUCUCAUUGGUAAAAUUCCAGCUGCAUUAAGCAAUCUGCACUUCCUUUCAAAAUUCAACAUUUCCAAUAAUGACCUGGAAGGGUCUAUUCCAGCUGUGGGCCAGCUUAGCACGUUUCCAAAUUCUAGCUUUGAUGGCAACCCAAAAUUGUGCGGUCAUAUGCUUGUAAACCAUUGCAGCUCAGCAAAAACACCUCCGAUCACCCAGAGAAGAAAGAAAAAGAAGGGUGUUUUUGCACUUGCAUUUGGUGUAUUUUUUGGAGGGGUGGCCAUUCUUUUCUUGCUGGCUCGUCUCCUUUUCUUGCUCAGGGGCACAAGUUUCUUGACCAAAAGGUGGAGCAACAACAACAAUGACAUAGAGGCGACAUCUUCAAACCUCAAUUCAGAAUACUCCUUGGUGAUGGUUCCACGAGGCAAGGGAGAACAAAACAAACUCACCGUCGCCGAUCUCCUGAAGGCUACAAAGAACUUUCACAAGGAUCAUAUCAUUGGCUGUGGAGGUUAUGGGCUGGUCUACAAGGCUGAGCUACCUGAUGGCUCAAAGGUCGCCAUAAAAAAGCUUAACAGCGAAAUGUGUCUGAUGGAAAGGGAAUUCAGUGCAGAGGUUGAUGCACUCUCCAUGGCGCAGCAUGACAAUCUUGUACCAUUCUGGGGCUACUGCAUACAGGGAGAUUCAAGACUACUGAUAUACUCCUACAUGGAGAACGGCAGCCUGGAUGAUUGGCUUCACAACAGGGACACCGAUGACAACCCAUUUCUUGACUGGCCGAUCCGGCUGAAGAUUGCACAAGGAGCAAGCCAGGGUCUAUCUUACAUCCAUGAUGGAUGCAAGCCUCACAUUGUUCACCGUGACAUCAAGUCGAGCAACAUACUACUAGAUAAAGACUUCAAAGCUUAUGUUGCAGAUUUUGGGCUCUCCAGAUUGAUCUUUCCCAACAGAACUCAUGUUACCACUGAGUUGGUCGGUACUCUCGGUUACAUCCCCCCAGAGUACGGGCAAGGAUGGGUGGCUACACUGAGAGGUGAUAUGUACAGUUUUGGAGUGGUCCUGCUUGAACUUGUCACGGGGAGGCGGCCUGUUCAUAUCUGUCCCAGGUCAAAAGAGCUUGUCAAGUGGGUACAGGAGAUGAGAUCCAAAGGGGAGCAGAUUGAAGUACUCGAUCCAGCGCUUCGAGGCACAGGAUAUGAAGAGCAGAUGCUGAAGGUGGUUGAAGUUGCUUGCCAGUGCGUCAACCACAAUCCUGGAAUGAGGCCAGCAAUACAGGAGGUAGUAGCUUUCCUGAACAGCAUAGAUGCUAACCUUCAGAGGCAAAAUUCAGCUAGUUCACAAUGUAGAUAGCAAUGUAUUUUAUUUUUUGCGGGGGAAUGUGUCUAUCUAGUGGAGUACAUAGCAAAUUAUGCUGCAAUACACAAGUAGAUUAGUAGACUGUAUAGUCUAUGCAACAGAGCCACUGGUUCUGUUCUGACUGGCCUCAUUAGUUCUUUUGUACAGACUACAGACUGUGACACUCCGGUAUACGGAAAUCUUGUAAUUCGUCUCCGCUUUCCCUCUUGGCAACACAAACUGUGUGUGCCAUGAGUAAUGAUAAUGAGCAGUUUGCUCGGUUCAUCGAUCUCCAA
Messenger RNA from Hordeum vulgare subsp. vulgare (domesticated barley), 4520 nucleotides. Its product is annotated as tyrosine-sulfated glycopeptide receptor 1-like. The coding region runs from base 1087 to 4239 and encodes 1050 amino acids. Gene Ontology annotation, biological process: protein phosphorylation. Gene Ontology annotation, molecular function: ATP binding; protein kinase activity; protein binding. Lineage: Eukaryota; Viridiplantae; Streptophyta; Magnoliopsida; Poales; Poaceae. The record is from RefSeq and is a predicted model, not a curated record. The transcript has a single exon.